UUUCACGUUGGUUAAUAAAUAAAUGAUUCCUUUUUACGCAGAAGAACUUGGCAACAUUAACGUACUCCGUGCCUCUAUAUCUACAGAACCUUCUUGCAAUGUGAGUGAAGUUCUCUCAGUUAGCAAUAAUGCAAUCAUGCUCAAGGACCAGUUAGUAGCUGACUUGAAUGCCGUGCAAGUUGAAAUUACUACAGAUAAUCUAGUGGUUGCUCAACCACCCAGCAUCCAGCAAGACAAGAGUGGCCUCUUUCCUUGGGAAAUCAAAUUAUAUCUAGCCAAAGCGCCAGCACCUCUAAGAUCACAACAAGCCGAGGUUAAAGAAUGGUGGACUUCUAAACUCUUACUAGGAGGUGCUGCAACGUGUAAAAAGGAAAUUCAUUGUCAACACUGUGAUGCGUCUAUCUUGGACAACUCUGUGGAAUACAAAAUUAAGGAUUUACCUUCGGAGCACUGGUAUGAACUGGUUGAAUGUUGGAUCUGUCACGAAACCAAACCUGAAGAGCAUCAAGCUCGUAUGAGACCUAUUCUUGCAAGGCCUAAUCUCUUGUUGGUGGGAACUUCGUAUUUCUUGAUCCACCCUGAUAAUCUUUUAAAGGAUUCUGUUCAAGUCGACAAAAUGGUUUUGGACCGCACAAACUGGGAUCGUGGUACAUUUACAAAAUGGAUUGCUGUCAACUGUUCAAAAUGUAAAAAUGUUAUUGGUGAAGGUCAAUACUGUGUAGAAGAUGAUGCUUUGAAACUGCUGGCAGUUAAAAUUUUCAAGUAUUGCAUCACGAUCGUACCUGCAUUGCCUGAACACCCUGAAUUCACGGAUUACCUUGUAUCCGAUUUGAUCAACACAGCAAAAAUUCAUGCCACGCAUCGCUUUUUAAUACAAGGUCGCCAAAGUCAAAAUAUUUAUGCGCUGAUCUGGUUGUUUAAUUGGGAUACAAACAUUAUUUAUAAUAACGGAUACACACACGGGUCCAGUAGUCUGAAAAGAGAAAGAGGUAACCUUUAGGAUAGCAAAUGUAUAGUUCGAGGGCUAAACACAUUACAUUUAGUCAUGAAGGUGAUUUAUCUGGAUUGCACCAAAGAGAAUGAACAAACAACCCGAUCCAUCGGUAUGUGGUCGAAUGAUAAGUCGACCGAUCAUUUAAUCUAUCCUGAUAAUGUGUGUAAGGAAUUGGUAACAAAGUUGAAUAAAUCGACACUUAUAUUACCGCCCUUUAUGAGAACAAUGGAUCAUCCCGCCAUGAUCUUUACUCGGAAGUUUUCAAUUGGUUUCAUUCAUCGCUCUGACUGAUUGCCUUUAUCUUUAUUUUUUUGACAGGUAAGAGGUUUAUUUAUAAUGUUAAAAUAAAAUAAAAAUCCGUUUUUUUUUAAAAA
Molecule: messenger RNA, 1368 nt
Organism: Mucor mucedo
Lineage: Eukaryota; Fungi; Mucoromycota; Mucoromycetes; Mucorales; Mucoraceae
Product: ubiquitin-conjugating enzyme E2-binding protein
Exons: 2
Coding region: 23-1000 (325 amino acids)
Biological process (GO): protein polyubiquitination; protein autoubiquitination; protein monoubiquitination
Cellular component (GO): cytosol; ubiquitin ligase complex; nucleus
Molecular function (GO): cyclin binding; ubiquitin conjugating enzyme binding; ubiquitin protein ligase activity
Source: RefSeq, a predicted model, not a curated record